AUGCGGAAGUAAAUAAAAACAGUGCAAAUGGAACAGUUUCCUUUUUCUCGCCAGAGAGGGCGUUCAUCAACAGCCACAAGAAGAACGAAAAGCACAAACAGGUCCGCGGGGCCUGGUUUGAGCCUCAAAAAGAAGAAAAAGACCAAAACGUACCGUUCGACGUGCACCUGCUGGGCGCGUCACCGCGACCGCCCGUGCGCGCGCCCGACGUUCACGAGGAGUCACAAGUGAAGAAAUCAAGUUAGCUAUGCUAAGCUAAAAAACAACAACAACAAAAAUGCAUAAUAAAAACCUAGUUGCGCUAAACUAAAACGGCUGAACGCUGAUGGUGGCCAUGGUGAGGCUCACAGAUCGUCUACGCACAAGAGCCCACUCCGACGUGCCCCUUAGUUCUCUCUGCGCAUGCGCUGACAAAAGAAAUUCAUCGACCCUCACUCAGGCGGCCUGUCAGUUUGCGUACGACGGCGACAUCCACCAGCUUUUACCCCUGGUCGCCCGAGACCCGAACAGCGUCAACGAGCAGGAUGACGUCACCGGGGACACGCCCCUCAUCGCCGCCUGUCGCCGUGGCAACUUGAGCGCUGUCACAAUUCUGAUGGAGCACCACGCGGACGUACGCCCAUGCAACAAGAAGGGUCGCACGUGUCUACACUACGUUGCUAAGCAGAAGUUCUCUCUUCUGGACCACCUGAUCAUCCUCAUCCUGAUGCCCAUCCUCCUCCUGGGAUACUUCCUCCUGUUACAGAAGCAGCGCCGUAACGAGGCUCUGAUGAAGGAAGUGCUGGACAGCGACGUGGACGUCAACGCGGCAGACUACAAAGGGAACACAGCUCUUCACUACGUUUGUCUGCGGAAACGCCAUCUUUUAGUUCCUCUGUUGCUCCACAGAGACGCCGACCCUCAUGUCAAGAAUGACGACGGCGAGUCGCCGAUGGACAUCGCCAUGAGGUUAAAGUUCACUAAAGUAGUGCGGCUGCUGAGGAAGACGCAGUGAUGGAAUCGCUUCACGUGCACUCUCACCCGCGCCAUCUGGACUCAAGGACGGAUUUGGCGCCACCUGCGGCGUGAGGCAGUACUAGCCAACUAUUGUGAUUUUUUUCCCCUUUCAUUGUAGUCACGUGUCAUCCUGACCUGAUUCUUGAAUUUCAACAUUUCCUUCUAAGGUUGUUGGACAAUUCUUGUUUCGUGGGCCAGUUGAAAGUCAUCCGCAUCCACACGGGGUGGCUCAUCGCUAACAUGAGCUAAGCUAAGCUAAAAACUGGUCUCUUGUUUGUGUAUUAGGGCCCAACCGAUUAAUCGUCGGGGCAAUUUAUUUGGCCGAUAUUAGCCAAGUUUUUAAAACACAUUUCAACAUAAGACACUUAAAAAAACUAAUAAUAAAUGAUAAAAACAUUCAACAAACAUUCCUUCUCCCUAACCUUUCUCUCUUUUGUAAAGUUAAACAAAUACUAAAGGACGUAAAGGAAGGAAGUACCAUGGAACCAUAUUGAAUAAAACGGACCGUCGGGACUGAACAAUGUGUUCAAAAAUAGUUUCCAUUUGUCACGUAAACUGCCGUUGACAAAGUCUGUAAGUUCCAGAAUUGGCCGCUGUGGCGCAAUACGGGCAGAGUAUGGGACUGAUAUAUUUCCGAGUCACAGAUAUACGAUAUGACUAGAUCCAAUUCCAAAAGACAUUGAAUGUGAGGUAAUGUUAAGAUGCUUAUAUCUAUUGUCUAUUGUGCAGAUAGCGUGGCAUGGCUGCGGGGUGAAUUCUGAGGAAUACAAAACACAAGUCCCCUAAGUCUGGAACAUGCAAUUUUUUUGAUACAGUAGGUUUUU
Messenger RNA from Phycodurus eques (leafy seadragon), 1820 nucleotides. RefSeq names its product ankyrin repeat domain 22 (gene ankrd22). Bases 326 to 994 code for a protein of 222 amino acids. The transcript has 6 exons. Lineage: Eukaryota; Metazoa; Chordata; Actinopteri; Syngnathiformes; Syngnathidae. Gene Ontology annotation, molecular function: protein binding. The record is from RefSeq and is a predicted model, not a curated record.